CUCGGGCGUGUUGAGUAGCAUCCACACCUGGUCUGCUCAUCCAAUCAACGACACUUCUUUUGUCGUUCCUCCUAAAUGUUGUUCGACUUCACUUACCCUCGAGCCGCAGCCUCAGACAGUCAGAUGUGCACCGUCGCCUCGCUACAGUCCUCACACCAUCAGCAACAUGGGCGACAACCAGCUGAUUAUUCAUUCUGAGGCCACUAUUCCGACCCUGCUGAAACGCUUGUCAUCUAUUGACCCAGAAAGACCGGCAUACAUUUUUGUUGGAGAAAAUACGAGAACUGUUCUCAGUCGAAAACAUGUUUUUAUGCAGCCUGGUAAAAUGGCAGCGAAGUUGCGCCGACUUGGUGUCUCUAGAGGAGAUACUGUUGCCAACAUGUUGCCGAAUAGCCCCGACAGGCUGAUCUGUGAUUUCGGAAUAUUGAUGGCAGGCGGUGUCUCCCAGACUGCUUUUGGUUAUUUGAACAACGCAGACGACACAUUUGGUGCGCUACAGGUUGCGCAGACGACAACCAUCAUAACGGAUCCUAAUGUUAGUGGAGUACUCGAGGUCGUAAUGAAACUGUUUUCGUCGUCGAAGGAAACGGAGUAUGGAUUGGCCGUCGAAUGCUCGGAACUCCCUUAUCUCAAAAGAGUUGUGUUUAUUCAUUCCGUUCAAACUCAGCUUGAAAUGGAAACGGAGAUGUUUAUAGCAGACGUGCGGCCAACUGAUUAUGCUGUGAUCGUUGAGACCUCUGGCACUUCGGGUGUGUGCAAACAGGUACCUCUCACCCAUUCCGCGGUCAUACGUUUCGGGGAACAAAUGAGUUUUCUUAUCGGAGACAACGGAUCGCCUUUCUAUAACGACAGAUUUUUUGGUUGGUUUCCUGGAUUUCCGAGUGUCUAUCCCUGCUCGGGAACAACACGAAUAGCGCUUGACGCUCGAGAAAAUAACCUUCCACCCAUUUUGGAUGUUAUCCGUGCAGAAGGCUGUCGAUCCGCUUACCUUGUAUCAAACGAAAUAGAAGACGUCAGCCAGUCAGGCGUAACACUAGACGAACCAGAUAUGCUAGAAGUAGUUUUGACAGGGGGACAACCUAUAGUUAAAAACAGCAUGAGGAUUAUAGGAUCGCUAACGAAGAAGAUCGUCUGUCGGUACGGAAUGUCCGAGACGAUGUGCAUAUGUCAUUUGUCUGUGGAUGAGCAAGAUCAGUUCCAGGACCACUGUGUGGGACAUCCAAUGCCAUCGUACCACGUGCGCGUUGUAGAUGACAUAGGACGCGAUGUGAGGGUUGGCGUUAAGGGGAGCAUUUUGGUAAAGGGGGAUGGUGUGUUUGAGGGAUACCUUGGUGAUUCCCCUAAGUUACGCGCCAUCAAGACGAAGAAGGAUGUUCAAUUAACCGUUCAUAAUGGAAGAGAGGAAACCAAUACAGUUGGUAAAUGGUCAGAUGAAGGACGGUUCAACCAAGCAGCAUUUACAGACGACGGAUGGUUUCAGACUGACGAUGUUGGGUUCUUUGAUUCCGCAGGGAUGUUGUUCGUUGAUGGACGCGGCUCUGAUGCAAUCAUGCAUGGCGAUGAGAUUCUCUAUCCUCACUGGUUAGAGGAGAUCGCAAGAGGUUGUCCCGCCGUUCAUGAUGUAGUCAUUGUCCCCGUCAAAGACCCUGUUUUGUUUCAUGAAAUAUGUGCCUGUAUCAAGCCAAGUGAAGGUUUUCAGGAUCCGAUGUCGGAAAUUCAAACCUUUAUGUCUCUUCAAUUCGCUGCCGUUCCUCACGAAGAAUGCAGCGUGGAGCCUAAGUAUUAUCUACUAUUUGACACAUUCCCCGUCAAUAAGAAUGGAAAACUGAACCGGAGGAAGCUUUCUCGUCAGGCAGAGGUCUUGCUUCAGUUAUGAUUGAUAUUAUCUUCAAGGAUAAAUGUGCGUUCUGUUUGUGUAAUAUAGGUGGUAGCCUUGUGGUUAAAGCGUCGGCUCAUCAUGCCGAAGGCCUGGUUCGAUUCCAACAUGGGUACAGUGUGUGAAGCCCAUUUCCGAUGCCCAUGUUUGAUGUCCCCCGACAUGGCGGGAAUAUUGCCAAGAGUGGCAUAAAACAACACUCACUCACAGAAACACGUGUGACGACCAGAUGAUCCACACCUCUUAUUUCACUAUGCCAACUCGACAGAAAUACUUGUCCCGUGUGCUAGAACGACGGGCGUACAUCUCAGUUUGAGAAAAUACCAGAUGGUUCUCGGCAGAAAGGACUUCUGAGGACGAACCCGUUGUUUUUCAGAAACGCAUCAGUAUUAUUUUACCGACAGUAUCACUUUGUUCCAAGAAUAUAUUAUCAAUCAAUUAAUUAUUACGUGGUGAGAUUUAGACCUUCUACCGCUCAAUCGUUAUUAUGAUUCUAUGAAGCAAUACAGAUUGGCAACUCCAGUCCGCCUCCCAGGCCCUAAAGAAUAGAUUUAAAACAGGAGUCCAACUCAAGUCUAGAAUGAUUUCGCAAGUCUAGACUACCCCAACUCUGGGCUUGAACUUGAGCACUGUUCUGGGCUCCAGGUGAAUUUGAAUUUUUCCAUUUUGCAGAUAUAAAAGUUAGUCUAUAAUAACUCUAAUACAUCCAUUUUCAUCUUCCAGGAAAUAUAUAUAUUAAUUAUGAAUUUAGUAAAUAAAUACUGUAUUUAUCUGAAGAAAAUAAAGUCGAUAUCUAACUUGAGUGAUAUGAUACUCUAUGCCAGAGCAGUCUGCUUGAAUAACACUAUGGUUUCACUGUAAGAUCAGUCACGGAAAUAUCAACUUUGUCAGGCCACUCAAUGAAAUAAACAUGUUAUUUGACAAGAAAACAUAUCUUCAAUUCACAUGUAAUGUAUGUAACAUUUGUGUAACCCAAAUAGUGUCAUA
This is a messenger RNA of Haliotis rufescens (red abalone), 2863 nucleotides long. Its product is annotated as 4-coumarate--CoA ligase 3-like. The record is from RefSeq and is a predicted model, not a curated record. The transcript has 2 exons. Gene Ontology annotation, biological process: fatty acid metabolic process. Bases 167 to 1876 code for a protein of 569 amino acids. Lineage: Eukaryota; Metazoa; Mollusca; Gastropoda; Lepetellida; Haliotidae. Gene Ontology annotation, molecular function: medium-chain fatty acid-CoA ligase activity.